This is a messenger RNA of Canariomyces notabilis, 1935 nucleotides long. Its product is annotated as WD40 repeat-like protein. Gene Ontology annotation, molecular function: dynein complex binding; microtubule plus-end binding. The transcript has 4 exons. NCBI's taxonomy places the organism in Eukaryota, Fungi, Ascomycota, Sordariomycetes, Sordariales, Chaetomiaceae. Gene Ontology annotation, cellular component: cytoplasmic microtubule; nuclear envelope; microtubule associated complex. The record is from RefSeq and is a predicted model, not a curated record. Gene Ontology annotation, biological process: establishment of mitotic spindle orientation; microtubule organizing center organization; vesicle transport along microtubule. Bases 1 to 1653 code for a protein of 550 amino acids.
AUGUCGGAUCUCGACUCAGCUGCGGGAACGCCAACGUUAGGUCCGCCGCCAAAACGCCGUCGGGUGCACGAUGACAGUCUGGAUUCGACGCCGCGUUACGGAACGCCCGAUGGGGCGCGACACAGCUCCCCACCGCCCGCGGGACGCCUUCCGGACCAGAGCCUCUCCAUCCGGCGCGGCCGGCCGAGAAGCCGUUCCCGCAGCAGAAGUAGGGAUUCAGGUUCACCAUCGCGGUCCCGAAGCGCCUCGUACUCCCGCUCCCUCUCCCACAGCCGUACCCCGACUCGAAGCAGAAGCAGCAGCAGGAGCAGCAGCAGGAGCAGGAGCCUGAGCAGCAGCUUGUCCUCCUCCUCCUCCUCCCGUCGCCGCCAUCACCCAGGAACAACCACCGCCCAAACCCACCAUCACCAUCACCACUCCCGCCGUAAUCGCAGCGACCGCGCGCCUAUCCUCCCCAGCUACCAUCCGCACCUAGGCCUGCAGGGCCACGCGGCCGCCGUCUCGCAGGUGCGCAUUUCCCCGGACGGGCGGUGGAUCGCGUCGGCGUCGGCCGACGGCACGGCCAAGAUCUGGGACGCGCGCACGGGCGCCCACCUCGACACGCUGGUCGGCCACAUGGCGGGCCUGUCGUGCGUGGCCUGGGCGCCCGACAGCGACACGCUGGCCACGGGGUCCGACGACAAGUCGAUCCGGCUCUGGGACCGCGUCACGGGCAGCCCCGCGCAUGCCGUCAUGGGCGGCCCUGUCGGCGGGAGCGGCGGACGAAACGGGACUGCGGGCGGAGCCAGGGGAGGCAGGACCGGACGGGGCCCGUUGCUGGGACAUCAUAAUUAUGUCUACUGUCUUGCCUUUUCGCCAAAGGGGAAUAUCCUCGCCAGUGGAAGCUAUGAUGAGGCCGUGUUUCUCUGGGACGUGAGGGCGGGUCGGCUGAUGAGAAGUCUGCCCGCGCACAGCGAUCCCGUAAGUGGGAUUGACUUUUGCAGGGACGGGACGCUGGUGGUGAGUUGCUCUACAGAUGGCCUGAUCCGCAUCUGGGACACCUCGACUGGUCAGUGCCUGCGCACCCUGGUGCACGAGGACAACCCGGCCGUCACCAACGUAUGCUUCAGCCCGAACGGCCGCUUUGUGCUGGCUUUCAGCCUCGACAACUCUAUUAGGCUAUGGGAUUAUGUCUCGGGAUUGGUUAAGAAGACAUAUCAGGGACACACGAACAAGGCGUUCUCCGUGGGUGGGUGUUUUGGUGUCCUUACAGACAUCGACGACGGAACCGCCGAGAAGGAGGCAGAUGGCACUGUUAUGAGGCGCCAGGCCUUUAUAGCGUCGGCUAGCGAGGACGGUGAUAUUGUCAUGUGGGACGUUGGCAGUAAAGCGGUGGUCCAGCGGAUUGCGGGUGCCCACACAGGCGUGUGCUUUUGGGUUGACGUUCACGGUGCGACAAUGGUGAGUGCCGGGCAGGAUGGCAUUAUCAAGGUGUUUCGGCACCGACCGAAGGGCGUCGCUAAGGGGAAUGGUAUUCCGAACGGGGUGAAUGGGGUCAACGGCCAGGAGAACGCUGCCGCACCAGACAAUGCGGCGGCGGAUGCGGAACUGCAGCGCCAAGUUGAGGCUGACGCGGAGUCACCAGGGCAGCAUGUCAAGGAGGAACAGUUAUGAUGAUUGGAUGGGAUAAACCAUCUUCGUAGCUGCGGGAGACGGACUGAGAAGCUGUCAUGGGAUGGGCCCGCAAGGGACUGUCGUGCAUUGACGGGUGGUCGUUUAUGCAAUACGCUGGACAUGGCCAGCUUUCUCCCAUAUACCCUUUCACCGAAGUUCAGCAUAGCGCUGCAUCAUCUCUCCAGGCUCUUCGUAGAAUCGAAUGGGAUCAAACGGCUGGCGUCGCGACAGGGAGUCUAGAGAGCCGACAUCAUGACUGCACACUGCGCUCGGUUCGACGAU